This is a messenger RNA of Blepharisma stoltei, 579 nucleotides long. The record is from the annotation of a GenBank genome assembly. Lineage: Eukaryota; Ciliophora; Heterotrichea; Heterotrichida; Blepharismidae.
AUGAGUACAAUGUUAGGAGUCACAUCAUUAAUCGACUACAUUCAAGGUAAAAUUAGAUUCCUUGUCUACGCUUCAGCAAUUCCAGGUCCAAUGUGGUCAGAAAACCCAGCACCUGAGGAUUUUGAUACUGUUAUGAAUAUUAACACGAGAUCUGUAUUUUUCUUAGCAAGAGGACUUUCAGAUAAAUUCGCUGUAGGCUCUAAAUUUUUAAUAGUAAGUGCAGCUCUAGCUCAUAAAUACUUGAUUCCUUUCCCACUUUAUUCAAUUUCAAAAGCAGCGUUAUAUAUGACUUAUCAAGUUUUAAAACAAGAAAUCAAAACAACUGCAGUAGGUUCUGCUCUCCCUGGAAUAGUAAAAACUCAUAUUUCUAAUACAGUUGAGAGAAAAAUGCAAACUGAUUUGGGUAUCAACAGAAUUGAGCCAGAAAUUUCUGCCAAAUUUUUGGCUUAUUUGAUAAGUGAUAGAGUGAGCUGUGAAAGAUUUUCUCAAGCGGAGUGGAAUAUUUAUACACAAGAUCAUCAAUCUGAAUGGCUUGAGGAAGGAGAUGAGAUGCCAAUCCCACCUGCUUUUCGUCCUUAA